Rodentolepis nana is the source of this 2814-nucleotide messenger RNA. Lineage: Eukaryota; Metazoa; Platyhelminthes; Cestoda; Cyclophyllidea; Hymenolepididae. The record is from the annotation of a GenBank genome assembly.
GCGGUGAGUUUCGGCUGUAAUGCCUUUGCUCUCCUCUUUGAUGACAUUGACGCACGUCUCAGUCCACCUGAUCAGGAUGCUUUUGGUUCACCGGCUCGAGCACAAGCCGCUCUCACUAACAAAGUGUAUGAAGCACUUGGACGCCCCGAGGUCUUUCUCUUCUGUCCCACCGAGUAUUGCGCCAGUCGGGCCCUCCCCAAUGUUCUAAAUUCCUCUUACCUCGCUACAUUGGGAACAGAUUUGGCAGAAGGUGUUUACGUGAUGUGGACAGGUCCCCUCAUUGUGAGCAAACGCAUUUCCACCCUGGGUAUUCGCGACGUCUCACGUCUUCUCAAACGACCCAUUGUGCUGUGGGAUAAUCUCCAUGCGAACGACUACGAUGCACGUCGAGUCUACUUGGGUCCCUAUGCUGGAAGACCUCUUGCAUUGCGACGUCGCCGACUUCUUCGUGGUGUUCUCACAAAUCCAAAUUGUGAAUUUGAAGUCAACUACGUGGCUAUUCAUACCCUUGCACAGUGGGCUCAAAUCGGCUACCCCACUCAGUCAGAGAAGGUGGCAGCCUCUUCAAACCUCACAGACACUAGCGACGACAUAGAACGCGAAGAAAGGGAGGAGGAGACUCAGUCGAACGAAGAAGUAGCUUCAGUACCAAGUACCCCUUCAACACAUGUCUAUCGUCCCAGGGAGGCUCUUCAUAACGCUCUCCGGGAUUGGUUGGCUCUCAUGGUACUGGAUCAACAAUCAACUUCAGUUUUGGCGAAACAGUCUUCCUUGCCUCCCUCAUCUCCUACCCCAAUGGAUACAGACUCUACUGAUACCUCAGAAACCCCUAUGCAGAUUGAAAAUGAUGAAGUCGCUGGUAUAAAAACCGAGGUUGACUAUAGCAUUGUUCCGGAAUUUCCCACCACUGUCGUCCCUUCACUGGGCAUCAGUCUAAAUGAUCUGCUUCUCCUCUCCGACUUAUUUUAUCUUCCGUUCUCCCACGGUCCCAAAGCCCUGAAAGCCUUAGAACUUGGCCAUUGGCUGCGCGAAAACGUGCGUCUUGCUCCAGUCAAUAAAUUUUCGGACAGUGAGAAUAACCCCUGGUGUAAGAAAUAUGCAGAACUAUUGGAAAUUGCCACCAGUGUGAGUGAAUUGAGAGAGAAGUUUCAACGAUUUCCACAUCCUGGUGUUGUAUCUGACCUUGCGCCCUACCUCGCUGAUAUAAAUUCAGCCUUUACCAUGCUCCUCGAUUACUUUCGAUGCCUUGAGAACGGUUUAAUGGCAAACAAAACCCAGGCUCAUCUAAAAUCCUAUUCCCCAAUUUACAGUGAAGUUGCAAUGUCUGGCGAUUGUGAACCCUCGAGGUUUCGAGGUGGCCUAAUUACUGAUCUUCAGCGAAUUCUCCCCCUCGAAUCAGCCCAAGAUCUCUUUCCAGGUCCCAUUCGAGUAGGUCCUACAACAAAUACCACAUCAAUCGAUCAACCCAUUGCCCUGGAAGAAUUGCCCUCUGAAUCCCAGCCAGUCCAGACCCCUUCAAUCGAGAACAAAGGGCUGAGCAACGCCGACACAUUGCUUCAAUCAUACAGAGACUACACCCUGCGACCCUAUCGACGCGAAGAUAAGGCGAAGGUUUAUGCACUUUGGCGACGUAUCUUGUUGCAUAGGCUAGGUUUACCUCAAGAUGCUCUACCGGAGAAGUAUAAGGACCUACCUGGAGACAGGUACCUCCUUGUCUAUCUGGCACUUUUCCCCGAACACGGACUGAUCAUGGAAGGUCCUCCACUUUUCUCUGAAGUUUCCAGAUCAAUAAAUUCACAGCCAUCACCGUCAUCCAAUAAGGAACAGAGGGAUAUUGUGGGCUUUGCAUUUGCCGCUCCUGAUCUUGUUUCGAUGACCCAGUUUCGAGACAACCUUAGAAGGGAAGUAUUGCGGACCAAGUACCCCAGAGAUGAAAUUUUGCAGCUCCGGGAUGGAGAGAGUGAAAAACCAGAGUCAAUCUUUCGAGUAUUAUCGUCAAAUAACCGUGUGUUGCCAAAAAUCUCAAUGGAGCUCUUUAUUAAAAUGUCACUGGACUGGAUCCACGACGAGCUCAUUACUCGAUCUUCUCCAAGCAUCUUCGCGGAUUCCGCUUUUGCCGAUGCUCCGCCACCCGAACGUCUAGAUAAUGCAAUCUCAGAACAACAGAAGCUGCAGCACAAAUCCGACCACCAGCAGCAGAUUAUGACUACUUUAAAGGAGAAUCCCGAGUCAAAUGUACCUAUAGUGGAGGUAUCGGUGAAAUCUCCUGACGAGAAAGCUUCCCUAUCAUCUUUUGAGAAGGAUACUAAUAACUCUAACCAUGGAAGUAGUGGCUCCCAAGAGAAGUUAGGAAGCGAUGAGACAGAGAUGAUAGAUUGUUCUACCUCUUCGACAACCACACAAAUUUCUACUAAUAGUGCUUCAGUAGUUGGUAGUUCGGAUUCUCAGAAAAAAUGCGAGGACAUAAAACCUGGUUGUGUGCCUGCUAUUAUGGCCCACCCUGCGAGCAUUUUUAUCGAACUAGAUGAUACAGAAUUUGAUAGGACCCCCUUCGCGAUAGCUCCAUCUCAGCUUGGAAGUGGAAGAGGAGUGCCGUUGGUGGGAUGUGAUCCCCCGGAAAUGGUCUUAGAUGAAGUCGCUAGACGUCUCUUCAUCUGUCUUUUGGCUGGACUGAAAACGUGUGCUUCUCAUGGUGUGCACGUUGAGCUGGAUCGAAUAAACGAGACUCGAGCUGAGUUGUAUAGACACUUUAACUUCUAUCCUGUGACUGCUGCAACAACAGAUUUUGUGACAGUUUUCGGACGCCUUAUAUGA